GUCUGUCUACCUUCUUUUGGGGUCUCGAUUUUCUGCUCACUCAUCGCCGAAGCAUCACCGCCAAACACCCCAAGGCACGGAGACACGAACUCGCUGCGGAUGGAUCGAUGACCUUCGUGCCAAGUUAUUACGAGAUUCUUGAUCUCCCAGAAGCUUUUCGCGAUGAAGCAAACCUGCCGGCGCAAACACUUCGCAACGCUUACCGACGAGCACUUCUCCAAAACCACCCUGACAAAUCUGCGAACGGCCCCUUGACCUCAACCCAAACGAGAUAUUCUAUUGACCAAAUCACCGAAGCGUUCUCUACACUAUCAAUCCCCAAGUCUCGAGCAAAAUACGAUACCGACCUGAAGCUUCAAAAUGCCGCCAUCAAUAGCGAGAAAUCGAAACAAAUCUUGUAUACUGGCAUUGAGACUGUAGAUCUGGAUGAUCUUGAGGUCGAUGAAGCACGAGGUAUAUGGUUUAAGAGUUGCAGAUGUGGAGAGGAUCAAGGGUUCUUGAUCAAGGAGGCAGACUUGGACGAGGCCGCAAGUGAGGGAGAGAUUAGUGUGGGCUGUCGAGGUUGCAGCCUGUGGUUGAAGGUCUUGUUCGGUGUCAUAGAGGACGAUAUCCUUGGGGUUCAUACUGCAAAUGGGACCACGGAAGUUCACGAGAACAAGUAAAUGCUGGUGUUACAAGUGUAUCUUUGAUAGACACAUUUGCCAGUCACACAUGGUUGUCAAGCGACUCCAGCACAUAACAUAUUUGACAGCAUGGCUGAAAUCUGUGGAACUUGGCCUACAUGAUACCCGUGGCAAAGAAAUCGCGUGGCAGGAAUUCUGCACGCUUUGCCUAGCAAUACAGCUUCGCAGAUAAUUUCGAAAAGAGUUGUUCCGACUUCCUAUGGCUUCCAAUCAGAGCUCGAAAGCAUUCUUGGUCACCUCAAACUUGCGGUUAUAUUUCCUCUUGCAA
Molecule: messenger RNA, 951 nt
Organism: Mollisia scopiformis
Lineage: Eukaryota; Fungi; Ascomycota; Leotiomycetes; Helotiales; Mollisiaceae
Product: Diphthamide biosynthesis protein 4
Exons: 1
Coding region: 108-662 (184 amino acids)
Biological process (GO): protein histidyl modification to diphthamide
Molecular function (GO): metal ion binding
Source: RefSeq, a predicted model, not a curated record